This is a messenger RNA of Caenorhabditis remanei, 2235 nucleotides long. RefSeq lists its product as uncharacterized. Gene Ontology annotation, biological process: endonucleolytic cleavage in ITS1 to separate SSU-rRNA from 5.8S rRNA and LSU-rRNA from tricistronic rRNA transcript (SSU-rRNA, 5.8S rRNA, LSU-rRNA). The transcript has 10 exons. Lineage: Eukaryota; Metazoa; Nematoda; Chromadorea; Rhabditida; Rhabditidae. The record is from RefSeq and is a predicted model, not a curated record. Gene Ontology annotation, cellular component: 90S preribosome; nucleolus. Bases 1 to 2235 code for a protein of 744 amino acids.
AUGAACAAAAAGAAGAAGAUCUCACUCUUCGGCGAUGAAGAAGCCGGCGAGCAAGAAGGAAAUGGCUGGGAAAUUAAUAAAGGAUACGCCCAGAACUAUGACAACUGGAGAAGGCUUGAGGAAAUGCAGAAAAUCAAAGAUAAAUACGGUGACGAUGAUGACGAUUCGUCGAGUGAAUCAGAGCCAGAAUGGACUGAUGGACACGAAGAAGCAUUCCUUCGGACCCUCGGAGCUCUAAAAUCCGGAGAUCGAUCUGUUUUCGAAAACGGAAAGAGUUUCUUUAAUGAUAUUCAAGAAUCCUCUUCUAGCACGAAAAAUUCCAAAGAAAAACCGAAAAAGUCGAAGAAAAGGGAUGAAAAGAUGACUAUUAAGGAUUAUGAGCGAAAAUUGGUGCUGGAGAAAGGAGGACAAAUCGACGAAAGCGACGAGGAAGCCGAGUACAAGAAGACGCAGCAGAAAGGAUACUAUGAGGAGCAGGAGGAGAUUCGAAAAAGUCUGGCUGCUGCAAUCCAUCUGGGCGACGAUGAAGACGAUGAGGAUAUUCUGAAAGAGAGAAAGAAGACGUCGAAAGAACUAGAAGAUGAGGAUAAUGAUUUCUAUGAAUGGAUGAAGUCGGAGGAUGGAAAGGCUGAUAAGAAGAAGGCCAAGGAGUUGAAACAUCUGAAAAAGUUCUGGAAGGACGAUCAAAAGCUAGAUGAAUCUGAGAAAUUCCUUCGUGAUUACUUGCUCAACAAAGAUUAUGAACCGGGAGAGAACGAAGAAAAUCCAACUUACGAUGAAAUUGUGGCGUUAGAGGAGGAUGAGAAGGAGCUCGACAAGAAUCGGCAGUACGAGCAGAAGUAUAAUUUCAGAUUCGAGGAUCCUGAUCAAGAAUUUAUCAAACAAUAUCCACGUACUGUCGCUGAAUCAAUGAGAACUGACGAUUCGUCUCGAAAAGAUAAGCGACAUGAAAGAGAAGAACGAAAGAAGAAAGAGAAAGAGGAGAAGAAACGAGAAUUGGCUGAACUCAAGAAGAUGAAACGAUCUGAAAUUGAGCAGAAACUCGGAAAGCUUCGAAAAGCGGCUGGUGUGGAUAUUCCAUUGACACUUGAUGAGUUGAAUGCUGACUUUGAUCCAAAAGAAUUCGAUAAGAAAAUGAAGUCGAUUUUCAAUGAUGAGUAUUAUGGAGUAGAGGAGAAUAUUCAAGAGGAUGAGGAUGAAAAGCCGGUGUUUAGUGAUAUGGAUGACAGUGACUUCGAGGACUAUGACAAUUUGGAUGUGGAAGAACUGAAAAAGAAGGAUGUUGAUGAGGAUGAAGGGGACGAUGAGGAGGAAGAGGAGGAAGACGUUGAUGAUGAGGACGAGGAGGAGGCUGAGGAGAAGCCGAAAACUAAAAAGUCUGCAAUGAAAAACGGAAAGUUUGAUAUGGUUGCAGCUGCGCAGAAGGCGAUGAGCAAGGAUAAAAAUGACAGUCGCCGAAAAUCGAAACGAAACGCCCUCAAAGAUGCUCUUGCCAAGAAGAAGCCACUCUUCAAUCCUAAAGAAAAGACGUUCGAAGAGUAUUUCAAUGAAUAUUAUGCUCUCGAUUACGAAGAUAUCAUUGGAGAUACCCCGACAAGAUUCAAGUAUCGAGAAGUGGAACCGAAUACUUUCGGAUUGAGUACUGAUGAGAUUCUGGAGGCUGAUGAACGUCAGUUGAAUGCGUGGGCUUCAUUGAAGAAAGUCACCGCUUAUCGUACUUCUCAGGAAGAGUUUUUCGAUCGGAAAGCUUAUCAGAGAAAGGCGGAAGAUGUGGACAAGAAGAAGAGGAUUCUGUCGAUUGAUUUCGGAGGAAAGAAGUCAUUGAAACGAAAGGCUGAAGAAGAGGAAAUGGAGAAGGAGAUGGCUGAGAUGGGAGAAUCAGAAGAGCACGGAGAUGAGUCGGAGAAGAAGAAAAAGAAGAAGAAGAGAGGAAAGAAGAAGGCGCCGGUGAAGAAGGUCGAUUGGGCAGUGGCACCUGCUAAGGAUAUUGAAGAGGUGGAAGAAGAAAAGGAGGUGGAGCAGCAAGAGGAGCCAGAGGAACCAGUUGUCCAAGAGAAACCAGAACCGGAGCAAAAUGGACAUGCGGGACCACCGAAGAAGAAGGCCAGAAAGAGGACAAAGAAUAAGAGCAACGUGAUCGCUGAGAAGUUCGGAGAAGGCAUGACGGAUUCUCGUGUCAAGGCCUACGGUCUAAACCCGAGUCGUCUCAAGAAGGGAUUGGUCUACGGACAAUAA